CCCUAUUGUCAGUGAUCCCGGAAGUUCCCGAGUCGCCGGUUUCCGCCGGAAAAGGUACCGUCAGGUCCAGACGGGUCUGUCUUCUUUCUGUCUCUUUCGGUAUCGUUCAACUGAUCCGGUACAGAACCGGACCGGAACCGACACUGUACGAUAAACUCCUGUCCGGUUUUGUCUGUAGGUGCUGCCUCUCGAUGCAGAUGCUCCGGGUGAAAUGAAUAAGGCACCUCAGCCUCUGUCAGGACCCCCCUCCGCCCCGCUUCCCGCGCCCUCCCCGGGUCUGUCCCAGCCCAGUUUUCCUCCUGCUCCGGUUGUGUUCGGCACCCCUCCACCACAGAUGAACCCCGCCGCUCAACCCCGACAGUUUGCCUCAGGUCCUAGAGCUUUACCACAACAGGGAGGAUUCAGGUCACUGCAGCCGUACCAGUAUACCAGUCGGCCCAAUUUACCCGCCAAUUCUGGGCGUGUCCAGUCAAGCCCCGCCCCUCGGUCCAUCCCCCCUCCGCACGGGCCCCCCCGCCCCCCUCACGUGUUCCAGCCUGGCCCCUCCCAGAUGAUGAUGAUUCCCCAGCAACAAAUCAGCUUCCCCAAUUCACAAGGCACGGCUUACUAUAUAUCUAACCAGUACCGUCCCUCAUAUGUGACUCCUCAGCAGUAUCAGGUGGCCGGUUCUCCUGGUUUCUAUCCCGGCACAAGUCCAGCUGAUUACGCUGGGGCGUAUUACCCCGCCCAGGCCCAGUUCACGCCCCCUGUUGCUCCGGCGCCCGUCAUCAUAAACCCCGCCCCCCAGCAGCAACAGGCCCCGCCCCCUCAACAGCAGCAAGCUCCGCCCAGACGUGAACGAAAGCAGAUCAGGAUCAGAGACCCUAAUCAGGGAGGACGUGACAUCACAGAAGAGAUCAUGUCAGGAGGUCGCAGCGGCUCCACGCCCACGCCUCCACAGCCCAACGGUGACAACCCUACACCUGCAGUCGCCAUGACAACCAGACUGGAGUUUCCCAUUCCUCCAGGCGAAAGCCCGAUACCUGAUGCCCCGCUGACUCCGCCCCCUACCAGUCAGAUAAGCGAUACGGUAGAUGCUCCGCCCCCAGCGCCGGCAGACGACACCCACGCAAUGCUCACUGUGUUGGAACCACCCGCCUGGAACAGUGCUGAAGCCACACCCACUGUAAACAAGGAGGAGGGGCCUGUGACUGUAACUCUGCCUGUUGCCGCCCACCGGGCGGAGCCUUCGCUGGAAUCACCAAUAGUGCAGCCCGAAGAGCUCCAGCUGUUUAACGGUGUCCCGACAGGCUCCGCCCACAGAGACGUCAGUCCUAUCGCCGAGCCAGAUGUUGCAAAAGAAGCGCCGCUGGUUACAGCCGAUACUUCUGAUAGGACUGUGAAAGAAAUCCCUCCUCAGGUCGUCAAGGAGUCUCCUGUUGCGGUUGUUAAGGAAGAGCCAGCUCCUGUUGUCAAGGAGCCCACUCCUCCAGUUGUCAAGGAGACCCCCGCUCCUGUUGUCAAGGAGAUGGCUGCUCCUGUCGUCAAGGAGACAGCUAUUCCUGUUGUCAAGAAGAUCACGGCUCCUGUCAUCAAGGAGAUCCCUACCCCUGUCGUCAAGGAGACAGCUGCUCCUGUUGUCAAGGAGACCCCCUCUCCUAUCGUCAAGGAGACCCCUGCUCCUGUCGUCAAGGAGACCCCUGCUCCUGUCGUCAAGGAGACCCCUGCUCCUGUCGUCAAGGAGACCCCCACUCCUGUCGUCAAGGCGACUGUCCCUGUGGUUGCCAAGGAAACACCUACACCUGUUGAUGCGGAAAACCUUCCGCAGAUCACCCAGGAGGCUGUUGUCAAGGGAAUUCCUGUUGUCAAGGAAAUUUCUGUUUUCAAGGAAAUUCCUGUUGUCAAGGAGACUCCUGUCGUCGAGGAAACACCUUCACUUGCUGCCAAGGAAACCCCCGAAGCCACUGCCCGUUCAGAGGUCAUGUCUAAAGCCACGCCCCCUUCGAUGGAAGGGCGGGAGGACACGCCCACUACACAGGCCACUCCCUCUGAGAGUUCUAUGCAAGCGGUUUCUGUGCCAAAGAAAAAGAGAAAAAUGAAAGACCUGAACAAGAAGGAGGCGGGAGAUCUGCUUGAUGCCUUUAAAGAGCCCACGCCACCUGAGCCAGAGGCCACACCCCCAGAGAAGGCGGAGCCAGAGAGCACCACCCCUGUGGCCCCGCCCCCUAUUGAGGACGUCGAUGAGACGUGGGAGGAGAAAGAAGAUAAACUCGAUGCCGAAAACAUGAAACCGCAGAGUCCCACCCCGAUUUCACUUACCAAUCAGAAAUACCAGUAUAAAGAAGAUAAACUUGAUGCUGAAAACAUCAAACCGCAGAGUCCCGAGCCGAGUUCACCCACCGAACAGAAAUACCAAUAUAAAGAAGAGCAAUGGAAACCGCUGGACCCAGAGGAAAAGAAGAAAUACGACCGAGAGUUUCUGCUGGGCUUCCAGUUCAUCAGCGCCAGCAUGAACAAACCUGAAGGUCUGCCGCAGAUCUCCGACGUGGUGCUGGAUAAGGCCAAUAAAACUCCUCUGCGGCAGCUGGAUCCGAGUCGUUUGCCCGGAAUGAACUGUGGUCCAGAUUUCACGCCUUCGUUUGCUAAUCUGGGCCGUCCAUCAGGCGGGGGGCGUGGCCCGCCGUCCGGUCUGAGCGGUCCUCGUCGUUCAGGUCAGGGUCAGCGCGGGAAAGAGCCGAGGAAGAUCAUCGCCAGUGUUUCUCUCACUGAAGACAUUCAGCUGAAUAAAGCGGAGAAGGCCUGGAAGCCGACGGUGAAGCGCAGCGGUCGCCCCGAAGAGGACGAUCCUGAGUUCCUGAAGACGCAGGAGCUGUUCAAACGCGUGCGCAGCGUCUUAAACAAACUGACGCCGCAGAUGUUCCAGCCGCUGAUGAAGCAGGUGACCGAACUGAGCAUCGACACAGAGGAGCGUCUGAAGGGAGUCAUCGACCUCAUCUUCGAGAAGGCCAUCUCUGAGCCCAACUUCUCUGUGGCCUACGCUAACAUGUGCCGCUGCCUGAUGGGGCUGAAAGUCCCCACCUCAGAUAAACCCGAAGUGACGGUGAACUUCAGGAAGCUGCUGCUGAAUCGCUGUCAGAAAGAGUUUGAGAAGGACAAAGAUGACGAUGAAAUCUUUGAGAAGAAGCAGAAAGAGCUGGAUGCUGCCACAGUGGAAGAGGAGAAGCAGAGGUUGAAGGAGGAGCUCGAGGACGCCAAAGACAAAGCCCGGCGACGGUCGCUAGGUAACAUCAAGUUCAUCGGGGAGCUGUUCAAGCUGAAGAUGCUGACGGAGACCAUCAUGCACGACUGCAUCGUGAAGCUGCUGAAGAACCACGACGAGGAGAGUCUGGAGUGUCUGUGCCGCCUGCUGUCCACCAUCGGGAAAGACCUGGACUUCGAGAAGGCCAAGCCUCGAAUGGAUCAGUAUUUCAACCAGAUGGAUAAAAUUACUAAGGAGCGGAAAACCUCUUCCAGAAUUCGCUUCAUGCUGCAGGAUGUUAUUGAUUUACGACGGAGUAACUGGGUCCCUCGGCGAGGAGAUCUGGGGCCCAAGACCAUCGAGCAGAUCCACAAGGAGGCGGAGCUAGAGGAGCACCGAGAGCAGGUCAAAGUUCAGCAGCAGCUCCUGAAGAAGGACAGCCGCGGAGGAGGAGGAGGAGGAGGAGGAGGAGGGAUGGGGCCCCGGGGAGGCCCUCACACACCCGGUCCCCGAGGCAAUCAGGCCCCUGAUGACGGCUGGAACACGGUGCCCAUCUCCACCAAGAACAGACCCAUCGACCCGACGCGCCUCAGCAAGAUCACCAAGCCAGGUGCUCUGGACUUCAGUAAUCAGCUUCUUGCCCCCGGAGGUAAAGGCUCGUGGGGCAGUUGGGGCAAAGGCAGCAGCGGAGGCUCAGGAGCCAAACCCAGUGACAGCGCCCAGGACUCCGGUCGCACCAGCACUUUGAACCGAUUUUCAGCACUUCAGCAGCCUCCGUCUUCUUCCUCCUCUUCAUCAACAUCCGCCAACAUCGACUCUGACAGGAGGGUUCCUCAAAGGGGCAGCUCCAGUCGGGAACGCAGCGAUCGUUUCGAGCGGAUGGACAGGAACCGUCCCGCGGUCAGCAAGCGCAGCUUCAGCCGGGAGAAAGAGGAGAGGAGUCGAGAUCGAGAGCAGCGUCCGGCCGAGAUGCUGCGGCGUGUUUCCAGCAUGACAGACGAGAGAGAACGAGAGCGCAGCAGCCACGACAACGCAGUGAAGAGAGAAUCUGUUCCCACUCCUCCACCUGUUUCCUCCAAACCUGCGCUGACGGAGGAGGAGCUGGAGAAGAAGUCCACUGCCAUCAUCGAGGAGUAUCUGCACAUCAAUGACAUGAAGGAGGCGCUGCAGUGCGUGGGUGAGCUGAGCAGCUCGUCUCUGUCUGUGUUCGUUCGGACGGGAGUCGAGUCGACUCUGGAGCGCAGCACACUCGCCAGAGAACACAUGGGUUUACUGUUUCACCAGCUCGUCAAAACACACACACUGUCCACACAACAGUACUACAAAGGGCUGCUGGAGGUGCUGGAGGUGGCGGAGGACAUGGAGAUCGAUAUUCCUCACAUCUGGCUCUAUCUGGCUGAGCUCAUCACUCCCAUGAUGCACGAGGGAGGGAUUCCCAUGGGGCCGCUCUUCAGGGAGCUGUCUAAACCACUGGUGCCUCUUGGGAAGGCUGGAGUUCUGCUGGUGGAGAUGCUCAAGCUGCUCUGUAAAGCCAUGAGUCAGAAGAAGGUGGGAGCGAUGUGGAGAGACGCGGCGCUGAGCUGGAAAGACUUCCUCCCCGAAGACGAGGACCUCAAUAAAUUUGUCACUGAAAAGGGAGUGGAGUUCACUCUGGAUGAGGAGUGUGUGAGGAAGAGCAGUAAAGUGACUCUGAGUCCAGAAGAUAUUUCCAGAGAGCUGGAGCGACUCCUGCAGGAGAAAGCAGACAACCAGAGGAUCUUUGACUGGGUGGAGGCCAAUCUGGACGAGCAGCAGUCAUCAUCGAGCACGUUCGUCCGAGCGCUCAUGACCUCCGUCUGUCAGGCGGCCAUCAUCUGUGAGAAUCCAUAUAAAGUAGACACUAAAGAGAUUACCCAGAGGGCCAAGCUGCUGCAGCGCUACAUUAAAGACGAGCAGAAGGAGCUGCAGGCGCUCUACGCCUUACAGAGUCUGAUGGUGCAGAUGGAGCAGCCACCGAAUCUGCUGCGCAUGUUCUUUGACGUCUUAUACGACGAGGACAUCAUCAAAGAGGAGGGCUUUUACCGCUGGGAGUCCAGCAAAGACCCCGCGGAGCAGCAAGGCAAGGGCGUGGCCCUCAAGUCCGUCACCGCCUUCUUCACCUGGCUGCGCGAGGCCGAGGACGAAUCAGACAACAGCUAGAGCUUAGGCCACGCCCACCACUGAGAUGAUUGACAUGGAGGGAAAAAAAUAUAUAUUUCGAAGAUAAAAAGAGAGAGAAAGAGAGCAAAUGAAACAUUUGGGAGAUUUUCAACACCUUUUAUUUUCUGUUUUGUCUUUCCGUUUGCGCAAAAAAAAAAAAAAAAAAAAAAAAACGUUGACCUGAAAAAAAAUAAAGUAUUAGAGGAUGACAAGCCUUAUCUGCUCAGAAUUUUAGCCGUUAGCAUUGCAACUUCCCGUUUUCCUGCUCCCGCCGCCAGUGGAGACGGACGUCGAUGACAUCAUCACUUGUUUAUGAUGUCACUUCCUGGUAACAGAACGCUGCUCAGAGUUCUAUUUUUCGUUCCGAAACCCUUUAUAUAUAUUCGUGGGCGCUGAUGUGGUUUUGCGCAGAGCGGUCGAGUUGCUGUAACGAGGAAAAUUAGAUUUUGUCGUGUUUUUUUUUUUUUUUGUCGUUUUCUUUGAUUUGGGAUUUCGUUUAGUUCGAGUGGAGUGUUCCGAGCUCUUUUUUUCUAAAUAUUUUUAAUGACAGAAAACGAAUUCAAAAUGCAAAUCGCCUCUUUCGGAGCUGUGGUUUUCAGUGUGUGUUUGCGGCUCUGGACGACGCGAGACUUUGCUAGAGACGUUCAACUUUGACCUUUUUGCUGCUUCUGCCGGCCCGAGCCGACGUACGGUUCACAUCACACUUCACGGAGAAAAAUAAACGAGCCUUGAGGUGACGAGGAGACGUGCGCUUUCGCACGAAACAAAUCAUUAUAACGACUUGAAAAAUAUAUAUAGAGAAAUAAAUGUAAAAAGAAAAAAGAAAAAAAAAAUACAAAAAAGCUGGAGAAAGAGAGAGUACGAAUACUACAUGCCUUUGAGCUCCCUGAGAGCGACCUGUAAAUACAUGUUUGGUUUUGUUUUCCAAUAAUAAAAAUGCUAACUUUAAUGCCAUUUA
This is a messenger RNA of Carassius gibelio (silver crucian carp), 6353 nucleotides long. RefSeq names its product eukaryotic translation initiation factor 4 gamma 1. Gene Ontology annotation, molecular function: protein binding; translation initiation factor activity; mRNA binding. Gene Ontology annotation, cellular component: eukaryotic translation initiation factor 4F complex. The record is from RefSeq and is a predicted model, not a curated record. Bases 212 to 5395 code for a protein of 1727 amino acids. NCBI's taxonomy places the organism in Eukaryota, Metazoa, Chordata, Actinopteri, Cypriniformes, Cyprinidae. The transcript is spliced from 32 exons.